AUGGCCCGCUUCUGUGCUCUCUGUCACUUGUCCUUCAGCUCCUCGCGUGGUUUCGCCCAUCAUCGCCGUAUUGUCCACCGCAACCCCAAACCCAGACCACCUCCUACAGUUCGGCACGAGCAUGUGGGCCUUUCUGCUGGCAAAUGCGACAGGAAUGGCGUUUUUCUUGGCAACCAGAACGUGCCUCCACCGCCGUACAAUGGCCCCAAUGGGUACUUUCCAUGGGAAGACCGGAUCGCCUUCGAGUUCACCAAGCUCACGUACAAGGAGAUGCAAGAGUCGGCCGGCAAUCUCGAGGAGAUUCUCCGGCUCUGGCAUGCAAAAUGCAUUCUCGAAGGAUGCCCGGAAGCCGCCCCUCCAUUCGAUAGCGUUGAUGAUUUACUCGACACCAUCGACCAGGCCCCCUAUGGCGACACCGGAUGGCGUGUCUUCCGUGUACGCUACACUGGUCCCAUCGAACCCAACUCCCCGUCCUGGAUGCGGAAAACCUACCUGUUCUACGCCCACAACACCCUCGCCGUUGCGGAACAGCUUGCUCAAUGUCCCGAGUUCAACGGCAAGUUCGAUUACCGCCCUUACACGGAGUACACCCAAGAUGGAACACGUCGCUUCUGUGAUCUAAUGUCUGGUCAGUGGGCGUGGAAGAAAGCGACGACCAUUGCACACAACGUCCCGGGGAGCUUGGGGUCAAUGCUCGUCCCCAUCGUGCUUGGUGCAGACAAAACCACCGUCUCAGUCGCUACAGGUAACCAGGAGUUCCACCCGGUAUAUAUGUCGCUCGGAAACAUCCAUAACGACAUGCGCAGAGCACAUCGUGAUAGCGUCGUCCCGAUCGCGUUCUUGGCGAUUCCUAAAGGCGAUCAUCACAACGGAGAUGAAGAAGAGUUCAGGAUCUUCAAGAAGAACCUCUAUCACACGUCGCUGGCAAAGGUACUCGAACCUCUUCGCCCUGGGAUGACGACUCCCCAUCCGAUGCGCUGCCCAGAUGGGCACUAUCGCCGUGCUAUCUUUGAACUCGGCCCUUUCAUCGCCGACUACCCGGAACAAGUCUACCUGUCAUGUGUCGUUUACGGAUGGUGUCCAAAGUGA
Messenger RNA from Epithele typhae, 1089 nucleotides. RefSeq lists its product as uncharacterized. The transcript has 4 exons. Lineage: Eukaryota; Fungi; Basidiomycota; Agaricomycetes; Polyporales; Epitheliaceae. Bases 1 to 1089 code for a protein of 362 amino acids. The record is from RefSeq and is a predicted model, not a curated record.